UGCAAUAUUAUUACGAGCAACUAGAGUUGGAGCAGAGGGGACGUAUGCAAACUGGGAUUAUGUUUCACUGCGACGACUCAAAUAUAUAGCAUUUUAGUAUUUCAGUUAACUUUGUAUGUGGUGAAUAAAAAUGUUUGUUGUGCACGCAUUUAGGUGAACAAGGUGGACAGUGUGUAUUUGAGAGUUUUAUAAGGCUAGCAGAUCUAAAUAUGUAAAAAAAAUUGUUUAUGCACUGGCGAACAUUUGGCGACAAUUUUCCCCACCUUUCAUCAUCUCAUAACCCUUCUUUAGUAGUUGGCAGACGUUGCCAGAGAUAGUUACGGUGUGAUAACUGGGUAGGAUGAGCCUACCAGAAAUUAUUACAAUGUGAAGUGAGCGAGCGUGUGCAUCUGAUUACCGAUUUUCGACAAAAUUGUGGAUUAAAGAGUGAUAUUUAAAUAUUGACCUUGCAUACGUGGUUUAAGUUCGUUAGUAUCUCCCUUCUGUUAAAAAAGACAGAAACAUUGAGUCCUCGUGUACAUAUUUUUUUUAUUUGAUACCAUCUUGCAAGUUACAACAAACACCACUUUCUUGAACUAGUUAUCGUGAUAAUUAAGAAGUUUGCUACUAAAAGUGUAAAUCUGACAACCCUAUUUUUAAUUUAAACAGCAAGAGAGGAGACAUUUAGAAGAAUUAGAAAGAGUUUUACCGAAACCAGACUAUAUGCUCAUUGUCUCUUUAUGCGCUAUUUCCUGUCAAGGAGGAAAGGAAAGGACUCUUGCUUGGCACUAAGCGUCUUAACUCUAAUGCUUGACGAAUAUUCUAAUUUUGAAAGCCCACCCAACACAACUUGAGGAAGUAAACCAAUUUUACCAGUUUUAAAAAACUCUCCAACACACAACAAAUUUGACAGAUAUUUGUCGGAGAUAUAACACGGAAGAUACAGUGCCCAAUGUGCCAUAAUUAAAGUAUACAGAGCAAUAGGGGCCAAUAAGUGACACGUGACGAAUAGAACAUCGUGCGGAGCAUGGAACAUGAGGCAAUGAACGCUCCGAAUCUGAUUAAGUUAAUUGGUGCGAGGUAAAAGUUUCGAUAGUUGAAAGAAUUCCUGGAAAGAUAAGAUGACAAUGGACGCGAUAAGUUGGCUGAGCAGUGGAUUUGUGCAAUCUCCAAUUCAUUUGAAUCUCAAGUGGCUCACAUUGCUUCUUUUGUACUGGGUCAGCGUGGGGGGUCAAGUUAAUGGGAUCGUAAUUAACAUAAGGAAGUUAGGAAAUGUUCAAGGGGUAAGAGAUUCAGCGACGAGUACAUAUGCUUUCCUUGGGCUUCCUUUCGCCAAAGCACCUAUCGGAAACCUACGAUUUUUGCCUCCAGAGCAUCACAAUGGGUGGAAUUCUACGCUAGACGCGUCUAGAAUGGGGGCUAACUGUUUGCAGCCCACGGCGAGGGGCAGAACAUCAGAAGAUUGCUUGUAUCUUAACGUUUGGACUCCUCAGUAUGCGAGUGGACGCAACGCCUUGCCCGUCGUAAUUUUUAUCGGAGGGGACCUCUACACAUCGUUCGACUCCUCCCUCUACUCGGGGGCGGAGCUGGCCUCCAUGAACCUCAUCGUUGUCACCUUUAAUUACCGACUAAACGUCUACGGUUUCUUCUCGACAGAAGAUGUCAAAGCUGGUGGAAACAUGGGACUUUUAGACCAAUAUUUGGCUAUUGAGUGGGUGCACGAGAAUAUUGACGUGUUUGGAGGUGAUCCAACGAAAGUGACUUUGAUGGGUCACGGAUCGGGAGCUGCGGCAGUGAUGAUGCACAUGACCUCCCCCCGAGCAGUUGCAGGUCGUUUUCACCGAGUGAUCCUCAUGUCUGGCUCGUCGUUAGCUCCCUGGGCGAUGGGCUACCGGGUGAAGGAAGCCUCCCAGCUUCUCGCCAAGGAGGCUGGCUGCUCGACAUCAGGCACAGACGCCAUCCUAAAUUGCCUCCGCUACCUGGACGUCAAUCGGAUCACUCAAGCCUACUACCGCGUCAUAGACCAUUACAAUGGGACGGAUGUGUUUGGUCCCGUGGUGGACAACUUUCUCCCAGUUGAUCUCCAAUAUGUGGGAAGAAGUCCAUGGGAAGCUUUAGAACGAGGAGAAUUUCCAAAGAUUCCUGUAAUUACUGGAAUCUCUGCGAAAGAUGGGCUUCUAAUGAUACGAAGGAAGUCUCAACUCUAUAGGUUGAGACCCUUUGAAUUAAAGCAAACUUUUGAGACCGAAUUAAUUCCACAAUUGUUGGAGAGAUCCAGACUUGGGCGAAAUUGGGAGGUAGUGAAGGAAGUGAUCAAGUUCGCUUUCAUCACGGGAGCUGCCAAUGAAACGGGAGCCAUCAUGGACCAAAUGCUAGACUUCUUCACAGAGUCCAUGUUUUUGGCUCCUCAUGUACAAACAGCUCAAUUCCUAUCCCAAUAUUCGAACCCUGUGUAUGCGUACAUAUUUGACCAGGAGACGCCGGACCCAAAUCUGUACACCAGCUCCUUAAACUCGACAGGGGCUUGGCAUGGUUCAAUUCUUCUCUAUCUGUUUGGCCGGACAGCUUUCUCGGAUCUGAUUGGCCGAGAUCUGAACGGAAUUGAAUCCGGUGUUGCAAGUCGCCUCCAACAAUUUUGGUCUGGUUUCGCCAUCACUGGAACGACUCAAAGUCGCAACUUGUGGUCUCAGUGGACCAAGUUCACGCCCACGGCGCCCUUUCACUACUGGGUGCGGGAUGGGCGUCUGUCUGCCGGGUACCAGCCGCAUCGCACCGCUUUCUGGACCGACUUCCUCCCCAGACUCAACUACCUCAGCGGCAACUCGGUCUACGGAAACUCACUCACUGCCGCCCAGGAAUAUCGAGAAGGUGCAAACCCAGCCUACAAGAGUGCAACGUGGGUCCUCGGAGGUUUGCUCGUCAUCCUUAUGACCAUCCUCUUGCUCGUUCUUUCAGUGCUAAAACGGCGCAGAAAAGAGCAAGAGUUCACCAGUAGAGAAACAUCACCGGAAGUGACGGGUUCUCGCUCACCCCUUCCGUCCCCAAGUCCACAUCCGAGUCGUUCAGGGAGGCGGCCUAGGACUCAAGACCAAGGCGUCACCAUUCUCUACUAAUUCUUGGUUCAUCGAAACUGCAAUUUAACAAACAAUUUUCACCUGCAACCACAUUAACCUUAGUGCUUAAUACAUCCCUUUACACUUUCACUUCCCGGUGGCGUGUUGGGAGAACUUUUUGUUGAUGAAGCCUUAUUUUUCUGUAUGCUGCGUCCAUCCCUCUUUACAUAACGACUCCAUGUGUACAAACAACUUUAUAGUAUUAGAAUGUACUACUAACUACUUGAUCUACAUGUACUGCACACAUUUAGAUAAUGCAUUAUUAGAACUAUAUAUAUUCAUGUCUCUAUUUUGUAUGAUGCUACUAUUCACGAUUAAAUAAAUCCAUAUUCGGAGAUCAACAACGUUUUAAAUAAAGAAAUUUUAUUUCAGGAUCAGCCAAUUAUAAGAGUUGAAAUACACAUACAAAAGACGAGUUUACAAUAAUAAUCAAUAAUACCAAUAAUAAUAUUAACCUAUAAUGAAUUCAUGUUGAACUAUUGACAGGAGGGGAAGUUAAUUGUGGCUUUUUUUAAUCAAAUACACAAGAAACAAAUUUACAUUGAAACUCGAGAGAGUAUAGUUAGAA
Folsomia candida is the source of this 3660-nucleotide messenger RNA. RefSeq names its product carboxylesterase 5A. Lineage: Eukaryota; Metazoa; Arthropoda; Collembola; Entomobryomorpha; Isotomidae. Gene Ontology annotation, biological process: presynaptic membrane assembly; neuron cell-cell adhesion; chemical synaptic transmission. The transcript has 19 exons. The record is from RefSeq and is a predicted model, not a curated record. Gene Ontology annotation, cellular component: cell surface; postsynaptic membrane; synapse. The coding region runs from base 1101 to 3092 and encodes 663 amino acids. Gene Ontology annotation, molecular function: signaling receptor activity; neurexin family protein binding.